AUGGCAAUUGGGGCCCUGGCGCCGCCGCUUUUCGCCCAGCCCACGGCGACGCAGUCCGCGCAGUCCGUGGAGUCCGCGGAGUCCGCGGAGUCCGCGGAGUCCGCGAAGUCCGCGGAGACGAGGUCCUGCCGGGCGGCGAAGCUGGGGCGGGAUGCGGACCGGCGGGAGCUGAGGAGCUUGGAACGGGACGUGCCCUUCUAUGUUCUGCGCGCGGCCAAUGGCAACCCCAAGACCGCGCUGGGCCGCUGGAUGGAGACGCUGAGGUGGCGAUGUGAGAUUGGAGACGAGGCGAUCGUCUCAAAGCCCAAUCCCAACUUCUUCAAGAUCCAUCGGGACUAUCCCACGUAUUUGCACCUCCCGGACCAGGCGGGGCGGCUCACCUACUGGCAGAUGGCCGGGCAGCUGAACCCGGCGGGGUUGUCGGAGCAGGGUAUGACCCCCGAUCUGGUGCGGGACGACUACGUGUGGCAGACCCUGUUCACCUAUGACCUGUGGCUGCAGCGGGACGGCGAGCAGGAGAUCACCAUCAUCAUCGACAUGGAGGGCUUCCAGCUGUCCUCGGUCACCCCCAGCAUGCUGCAGAUCUUCUCUAAGAGCUACUCGGUGAUCCAGAAGCACUUCCCGGACCGGGAGCACCUGGUGGUGGUGAUCAACGCGCCGGAGUGGUGGGGCGCGAUCUGGCAGCUCUUCAAGCCCUUGAUCCCGCAGAGACAGCGGGAGAAGCUGCGAGUCCACACCACGCCCUUCAACUCUGAGGAUCUGCUGGACGUGAUCGAUGCAAAGAACAUCCCUGAGAAGUACGGGGGCUCCAGCGUCCCUCUCGGGGAGGCCCCGGCAGAGCUGAAGCGACGCAAGUUUGCCGCGGAGGGCGCGGCAUGA
This is a messenger RNA of Effrenium voratum, 879 nucleotides long. NCBI's taxonomy places the organism in Eukaryota, Dinophyceae, Suessiales, Symbiodiniaceae. The record is from the annotation of a GenBank genome assembly.